Molecule: messenger RNA, 6006 nt
Organism: Plasmodium falciparum 3D7
Lineage: Eukaryota; Apicomplexa; Aconoidasida; Haemosporida; Plasmodiidae
Product: TBC domain-containing protein
Biological process (GO): retrograde transport, endosome to Golgi
Cellular component (GO): cytosol
Source: RefSeq, a predicted model, not a curated record
AUGAAAAAAAAUAAAAUUCGAGAAAAGUAUAUAAAAAUUUUAUUUGAUAAAAUUGAUGACGAGAAGAUACAGAAGGAUUUAGAGUUUUCAAAUUAUAAUUACAAUUUUUUUAUAAAACAUGAUAUAUAUUAUUUGAAUAAGAAAUUUUACAAAGUGAAAAAUAUAAAUGACAUCACUAUAAAGAAGACAUUAUUAUUAUAUCUAUAUAAACAUAAUUUUUAUGUGCCUAAAAUAAUAAAAAGAUUAAUUUUUAAGAAAUUAUUACUACAAAAUGAAAAUAAUGAAAAUAAUGAAAAUAAUGAAAAUAAUGAAAAUAAUGAAAAUAAUGAAAAUAAUGAAAAUAAUGAAAAUUUUAAUUAUAACAUAUAUCUUUUAUUGUCGUAUUUAAAAAAUCCAAAUAUUAUAGAAGCAACACAGAAAAUCAUCGAUUUAGACGUAUUUAGAACACGCAUCAAUAAAGAAAAUGAGAAAACCAUUUAUUUCUUUAAUCUAUUCUUAAAUUAUGCAUGUAGUCAUUUUCAAUUUAAAUAUAAGCAAGGGCUGAACGAAGUUUUAGCACUUUUUUUUUAUUUGAAAGGAAAGCACUUUAAUAUGGUUGAUGUGUAUUUCUGUUUUGAAAGUUUUGUGGAGAAAUUUUUAAAAGAAUUUUACUAUGAUGAUGAGUUCUUUUUUUUGCAAAUAUCCUUUUAUCUGUUUAAAAUAUUAAUUAAAUAUCAUGAUCCUGUAUUGUCAGAAAUAUUAGAGAAUAAUAAGAUGACCCCCGAAAUUUAUGCGUCCUCAUGGUUUUUGACUUUGUUCGCUUCGAAAUGCAAUAUGAGGAUUUUAAAUUUAAUUUAUAUGAUAUUUUUAUUAGAGAAGAAUCCUUUUUUUUAUUUUUAUUUUUCUUUAGCUCUUUUAAUCUUACACAGAAAUAUAUUUUUAUGUGUUGAUAAUUCAAAUUUACCAGAAUUGUUAAGUAAAAUAAAUAUUUUUAAUAAAAAAUUUUUAAAAAAAGUAUGGGCUUUUGGAAAGUAUCUAGAACGACAGACCCCUGUUUCUUUUGUUCAUAAACUUUUUUUUAUAAAGAACGUGUUAAUACAUUUAACGAGUGAAAAUUCUGCAGAAAAUUAUGAGAAAAAAAAUGUUCUCUUAAACUUCUUUAAGUCUAUUGAUUAUAUGUCUGUAAAUUCUUAUGAGAUAUUAAAAAAUUUAUGUGAAGGAAAUAAUAAGUACCUUUUUUUGGAUAUAAGAUUGAACAGUCAUUUCAAAUCUUUUCACUUAUAUAAUUCUAUAAACAUGGAACUAGUUAAAAAUUAUUUAGACAUAUUUAAAAACACCAUCAGCGUUGAACAUAAGAAAGAGAAAAUAAAAAGAAAGAAAAAGAAAGCAUGUGAUAUGAAAAAAAUAUGGUACAUCCUAAAGGUCUAUGAUGAUAAAGAAGUCGUAGGAAACGAUAAAUAUCUUUUUUGCUUUUUGUUAAGAAAAAAAUAUAACAUGAAUUGUCUUGUUAGUUAUGAUGAUAAUAUUUUAUUAAAAAAGAAAACUGAUCAAGUGAAGAGAAAAUCAAAUCAAAUUAAUUUUGGAGCUUUAGAAAAUAAGAAUAGGAAAAAAUCAAAGUGGAACCAAUCAGAUAAGAAAAUAAAGGAUAAUGAAAAGAAGAGGGAAAAAAAAAAAAAAAAAAAACAAAAAAAAAAAUAUAAUAUUUCAGGAGCAAAAAAAAAAAGAAUGACUAGACAAAAAAGAGAUGAACUAUUUCAAGGUGUUAAUAAUAUUUUAAAGGUACAAGAAGAUUAUAGAAUUGAUUUACAUAGAAAUUUUUAUGAUAUUUUUAGAGGUAAACAAACUAGUAUUAUGAAAUCUCCUCAUAAAAUUAAAUUUAAAACACCUUUACAAACAAGCCAAAUAUAUUUACGGUAUAAAAUAAAUGAAGAUCACAAAAAAUAUUAUACAGAUGAUAACAUAUUAUGUAAUACGUUUAAUUUAACAUGUUAUCGCAUAAAAAAUAAAUAUAUUAUAGAUAAGAAAAAAUAUAUAAAGAAUAAUCAAGGAGAUCACGACAACAAUGAAGGCGAUGUGUUUAAAAGGAAUGUACAAAAUGGUGUAUCCACAAGUAAGGAUUUGAUUUGUAGACACACUAUUAAUAAUAAAGAUAAUGAUAUGGAUAUAUAUAAUAAUAAUAUGGAUAUAUGUAAUAAUAAUAAUUAUAUAUGUAAUAAUAAUAAUUAUAUAUGUAAUAAUAAUAAUUAUAUAUGUAAUAAUAAUUAUAUAUGUAAUAAUAACUAUAUAUGUAAUAAUAAUAAUUAUAUAUGUAAUAAUAACUAUAUAUGUAAUAAUAAUUAUAUAUGUAAUAAUAACGUUGGUGAGACGAAUGCUUGUGUGAUCAAUGAAAAGUAUGAACACAAAACCGAAAGAGAGUUUAAAAAAAGAUUCGAUUUUAAUGAAGGAAGAAAUAACAUAAUAAAUGUGUCAAAUGUAAAGAAAACAUGUAAUAUAGUUAAAAAUGAUUUAAAGGAAUCUAACGAGAUAAAAACUAAUAUAAACACAAGUUCUUAUAAUUUAUAUGUAUUAAUAAAAGAGAAUGUUUUGAAAGAGGUAAAUAAUUUACAUUUUUUUUUUAAAAAUGUAUACGUUCCAAAAAAAGAUGUAAUAAUUUUAUAUGACGAUGAUUUCCAUAAUACUAAGUAUGUACGUAAAUUAUAUUUUGAUUUAAUAUAUAAAUUGAAUAUAAAAAAUGUCUGCAUAAUUGAAGGUGGUAUAGAUUCUUAUCAUAAACAUUUUAUUAAUUUAUUUGGUAAAGAUAAUUUAAAAAAAGAUAAUGCAAGUAAUAAUAUAAUAAUGGAUAUAACUAAAUUAAAUGAUAUACAUAAUGUAGAUUAUAUGAAUAAAUAUAAUAAUGAUGUUUAUACAUGUGAAAAGAAUAUAUAUGAAGAAAAUAAGAUAAGGAAAUCUUUUGAAGAGAAUAAAUAUCUGAUUCAUAAAUCUGAAGCAUGUUAUAUGUGUAAUAAUAAACAUUUUAAACAUAUGAAAAAGAAAAUAUUAGAUGAAUUUUUUUUUGAUAUAUACAAUGAUUAUAAUAUGUUUGUAGAUUGUUAUGAUUUUAUACAAGGUAAAAAGGGAUAUAUGAAUUUUUUAGCUUUCAGCGAUUUAAUAAAAAAAAAAAAAGACAAGGAAAAUUUAGAUAGAGCAAAGAAGAAAGAAACAGGAAACGUACAGGAGGAAGGUAGUGCAUCUACUUUCUUCCCUCAAAUAUAUUCACUUGUGAAUUAUAUUAAAAAAAAAAAAAGUGAUAAAUAUGAUGAAUCUAAUAAUAAUGAAAUUCAUAAAAAAAAAGAUAUAUCGACAUCGCAAUUUUUUCAUGAUUCCCUUAAUAUUAGUAAGCACGACAACGGUGUAGAUAGAAGUAUGUGUAAUUAUAUUUCUAAACAAGAGGGGAAAAGCAAAUUUAUAAACACAUUUACGAAUGAAGCAAUGGAUGUGUGUAAUGAUUCUAAUAUAAAGAGAGAUUAUUUUAAUUUGAAUUUUUAUCUUGAUUAUUAUAAUAAAAAGAAGAAUGAAUUUUUAAAUGUGGCUAUAAAUCAUGAUGAAGAUAAGGAGGUGAACGACAUGUCUAUUCAUAAUAAUAAUAAUAAUAUCUAUAAUGAUAAUAUCCAUAUGGAUAAUAAUAAUAAUAAUAAUGAUAUCCAUAAUUAUAAUAUCCAUAAUAAUGAUAUCCAUAAUAAUAAUGAUAUAUAUAAUAAUAAUAUUCAUAAUAAUAAUAUCCAAAAUAAUAAUAUCCAAAAUAAUAAUAUCCAUAUUAAUAACCAUUAUAAUUAUAACUAUAAUCAUUCUAGUGAUAACAUUAUAAAUGAAAAGUGUACUCAUCAAGCGACAGUACAAAAACAAAAAAGAGAAUCGAAAGAUAAAGAGGAUCUACAAAAUAAUAAAAAUUUUAAACAAUGUGAUGAAAUUAUUAAUGAUAAGAUUGAACAUGUAUUUAUGGAAAAUAAUAUAAACGAAAAAAAUGAUAAAGAUAAAGACUGUUGUGUAAAUAAUAAUAAUAAUAAUAUAUCAAAUGCAUAUUUGUAUAAUAAUAAAUUAUAUAAUGAUGAAUUUUUAAAGAAUACAAAUAAUAAUGAUACACCAUGCAGUAAUAAAUUUUCUAUAUAUAGCAAUUUUUAUCCAGAUAAAAAAAAAAAAAUGUUAUCAAAUACAAGCUCAGAUAUAUAUAAUUUAUAUUCAUAUAUUGAUAUAGUAUGUUAUAAUAAUUUGUUAUAUAAAAAUAAUAGUAAGAUAUAUAAAUGUUUUAUUAAUUACAUAUAUCAACCUUUAAUUCCACAUAAUAUAAGAUCCAAUAAUAUUAUAAAUAAUUUUUUGAAAUAUGUAAAAUUUUUUAAAACUCUUAAAAAAAAAAAAGAUGUAAAUUCAAUAAAUGAUCCUAACAUAUAUUUAAAUUGUAAUAAGUUGGAUUCAAAAUUAUUUUUUAAUGGUUUAUAUUAUUAUCCAUUUAAUAAGAAUAUGAACAAUAAUAUGCCCUUUUCAAGUCCUUUCUUUACAUCAAAAGUUAAUAUAUCUCAAGAAAAAAAAAAAAAUAUGAUCAACACAUAUGGUGAUAACCAUGAUGAUCAAAAUAAAUUCAAUGAUUCGUUUGGAUUGAAUAUAGAAAAUCAGAAGUAUGAAGACAAAAAUUAUGUGAAUCCAUGUGACGUAUCAUAUCAACAUAAUCCUUAUAGUAAUAAUUCUAAUCACAUAUAUGAUGAUAAUUAUAUUUAUGAAAAAAUAAAAAAUAACGAAUUAAAAAAUGAUAAUCCCUUUAAUGAAAUAUUAAAUAAUUCAAUUUUAAAUAAUACCUGGAUAAAAAAUAAACCAGAAUUAGGCUUAUGUAAAUUAAUGAUAUAUGAUCAUUUUUUAAUUUUAUAUGGUACACCAUAUGUAUGCAACGUUCAUAUGAUAGGAAAACGCGCGAAAGAGGCCGAAAGGAAAAAUAAAGAACAGAAAAAUUAUGAAGACAAAAAUAAAGAAGACAAAAAUGAUGAGGAAAAAAAUGAUGAGGAAGAAAAUUAUGAACAAAAAAAUUAUGAACAAAAAAAUUAUGAACAAAAAAAUUAUGAACAAAAAAAUUAUGAACAAAAAAAUUAUGAACAAAAAAAUUAUGAACAAAAAAAUUAUGAACAAAAAAAUUAUGAACAAAAAAAUUAUGAACAAAAAAAUUAUGAACAAAAAAAAAAGCAUGAAAUAAUAUAUAAACAUUAUAAUGACGAAUCAUUGAAUGAUAAUAAUUCAAAAAUUUGUGAGGAGGGAAUAUGCAAUAAUAAUCCUUUGGACCCAGGAACGGAAAAUUUUUUAAAAGAGAGAAAAGAAUAUGUUGAUAAGGAAAACGUACCAUUUAUAUGUUAUGAUGAUAAGUUUGAUAAAAUAAUAAUACACAAAUAUAAAGAUCUUAAAAAAAAAGAUAUAUUAUUUAAUAUUGAAUGUUAUAAAUUAGAUGGGUUAUGUGUAAAUUGGAAUGAUAUGUCUGAAAAUAUAUUUCAUGGCAUAACAUUAGAACAUAUAAAUGAUACAUAUAAUUAUUAUAAAUCUUAUUUUAAUUUAUCCAAAAAUAAUUUAUCAUAUAAAAUUAAUACAAAUAAUAAUCAAAAAAAUAAUCACAAUAAUUAUUAUUUCUAUGAAUCUUCCACCUCUUCAUGUAGUAGUAACACUUCUUGUUCCAAUAGUUCGGAUGAUGAUGUUGAUUUUUCUUUUUCUGAUUACCAUAGUUUAUAUAAGAAAAAGUUUAAAAAUAAAAAAAAAGAAGCUCACAAAAAACAGGACAAAUUAUCUAAUCAAGAAUCUUAUAAAAAACAGAUUGAUGCAAUUAAUGUUUAUGGUAUUUUUGAUCUGCGUACUAUUCAUAAAAUAACCACCAAACAUAAAUUUACAAAAACGUUAUAUUUUUAUUUUUCAACAAACAAGAGUAUUCCCUUAAUGGUUUUAAAUUUCGAGAGUGAAUUGGAAGUGCAGUCGUGUAUUUCCGCUGUUCAGGAAAUAUAUUCUUCUUUUACAAAAAAAUAA